UUUUUCUUUGCAGCUACAGCUGAUGUUUAUAGAAAUUUGGGUAAUGAGGCCUUCAAGAAAGGAGAUUUCAUCAAUGCUAUUCAUUUUUACACCAAAGGAAUUAAAAUGAACUGCAAUGAGAAAGAACUGAAGGCCAAACUGCACAACAACAGGGCUAUUGCACAUUUUAAACUUGGUAAGAUGAUGAGAGCUUUAAUAUGCAUUUUUUUUCUAUUUUGAAGCUAUUGAGUUGUCAGUAGUAGUUUUCUGAAAAGGUGAUAAUUUUGAAUGCAUGCCCGGAAAAAUUUACAUCUUAAUUAUCUUGGCCUCUCAAAUAUACAAAGAAGUAACCUCUUACCCCAGAUAUCAACGAGCAUCACAAGUUUUUCCCAAAAUUAUAGUAAUGGUAGUUGGUUUGCAACAUGUAUGGCUAAUCAGAGAUGUUUAUUUCAAUAACAGGAAAUCACCAGGAUUCACUAAGGGAUGCAGAAGCAGCCAUUGAGUUAAAUCCAACUUUCCUUAAGGCAAUUGUGAGAGGUUAGAUAUGUUAGCUGUGCUAUAAUAAUAAUAACAAAAGAACUCAACACUCUAAGGUUAAAUGAGGUUAAAUGGAGUUCAAUCUUGUCUCAAUUGACUUUAAUUAAGAGGUCGAGACCACCCUGAUGUACAUUUGAAUCCAGCUCUUGACUGCUACGCCAUUACUUUCCAUUAAUCAUGAUAAGAAUAUUAUUUUUAACGGGAUGAAGAAUUCAAUGCGGAAUGCAAAGAAAAAUUUCAGCAUGAAUAUUUUAGUUCCUUAAGUCCAAUGAGUCACAGGUGUCAGAUAUGUUAAGAGCGUGUCCACGAGAGCACCGGGCAGUCGUGCUACAAGCCAUCUCACCGAUUUCAAUGAAACUUUGGCAGUUUAAAGGGUCUACCCCAAAACUCAAAGAGACAAACUGGUUUCUGUCUUGGUUCUUCCAGGGGGAGAUAGACCACCCCCGGUUUUUCUUGGUUUUCACCAAGGAAAUCGCUUCAAAUAGGUAAAAUGUAUGAAGCUCUCACGGCGAUGGUCUCUAACCGAUUACUUUGAGGAUUUGCACACAUAUUUUUACAUCCUUAGUUAAUGUCUGCUGCGAGUAUCAUUCAGUUUGAUUAACGGCUUGUCAAUCAAUAGAGGCAAAUAUACGAGUUUGGUUUUAGACUUUUCGAUUCAUCCAAAUAUUUGACAACUUUGAGGUCAAAUAUCUCCCGUUGCCAGAAAGGUACAACACUAAUCCUAAUUCCCCUUUAUAACCCAUUAUUUCAUCUCUGAAAAUCAUCAAAAAAAUCUUCGGGCACUACCGUAUUUUUGUCUUGGAUGCCUUUUAAAAUCUGCGACUGUGACAAGUUUCUCUUAACUACACCUGUCACGCAAUUCUUGCUCUAGGCGGUCACUUGACAAAAUAAACCUACCUUUUUUAGCUCUUUAUACAAGAUGAUUGAUCAAGAAAGGUGAAAAAUGUGAAAAAUUUUCGAGAUUUUUUGUAGGAAUAGAAAAUUUCACGUUUAGAGAGAUGCAUGUAAACGAAAAAUCAAUGGCAAAAUCGUAGCGUUUCUUUCUUCAGUCGUUUAUUACUUUAUUACUUUUUAUUACAACUUCGGCUUUUACGAACAAGAAGUUAUUUUGAAAAGCAUUUCACUAUAAAAAAUUGCGAUAAAACAUUUCUUAAAAUCAUUUUUAACAUUUUCGGCGUUUCUUUCUUCAGUCGUUUAUUACUUUAUUACUUUUUAUUACAACUUCGGCUUUUACGAACAAGAAGUGAUUUUGAAGAGCAUUUCACUAUAAAAAAUUGCGAUAAAACAUGUCUUAAAAUCAUUUCUAACAUUUUCGGCUUUUACAGACGAGAAAUUCUGCGCUCUCGCUCGAGAGCAAAUAUCAAUAGUUCUAUCGGACUAAAAACUGUGCCUCUAUCCCGAAAAAGAAAUUAAAAUAGUGUUGUCGUUGUCACUUACCGCCAUCGAACAUUUCCAUGCAGAACUCCGGUAAGCUAACAUCUGUUGUGUGACCCGAAGACUCUUAGUAGGAAUUAUUCAAGCGCGUUGUUCAUGCUGUCUGUUAGAUAACAAUUUCAGAAUAAUCUGCAGAUCUCUAUGAUUAUUUGCCUGCUUCGAUCGUAAAAUAUCUGCAUAUUUUUUUCAAGCAUUUUAUUACUACACAUCAAUCUACGUCUCUCUAGAUCGAGUGUUGCCGGCGUUUAAUUGCGUGACUUGUAAAAUUUUUAAACAAGAAUCUGAGCCAGUGAUAAUUUGACGAGUAGCCUUCCUGCAAAUUUCCCUUGAUGAAAUCCCAAGACAUAGCCAGUUGUUUUCGUGAGCAAAGACAAUAAACACGAGAGAAAAGUGAGAUGCAAAUGUCUUCUUUUUUUUUAGCUUAAUAGCAGCUUUACCCUCUCCUGCAGUCUUCGUCUAAAUUUUGCAAGGUCUCUCCUUAUUUUCUGCCUUGUUCGGUCAGUUUCGAAUUCUGAAGCUAGAUCAUUGGCAUCGGCCUCUCCGUCCUUAUUCAUAUUUACAGAGGGGGACCUCAUCAAUAAACCAAUUUUUGUUACGGCAGAUAACCGGCUGAAGUAUCGAGCGAUUUGCUGCUGUAUCAACCGGUCAGUCUUAGACAACAUUUCUGGCUGGUGUCGUCUCUUAAACUCGAUAUUUGGGAAAUCACAUUAGAGGCGGUUGCCUUACUAGUUUCCUCCCUUGUCCAGCACACGUCUAGGAGAUAAUUCUCUGCUUUCUGAGAAAAGGUGGCUGUUUUUUGUGUUUUCCAAAGAGCCCAUCCCAAGUCCUCUUGGCUAGUUAGGGAUUGUUCGUCAGAAUUUUUACCUGAGGUCCGACCUGGAACGUAGCCAUCCCCUAUAGAAUGGCAAGCCGGUCUUAGUCCAUUUCCUCUUGAUCUUAUCCUAGGCGGAAUUUUUUUUAGUCGGCCUCACUGUGUUUGUCUUUGUCAGGGUACAUUUGGAUGGCAGCCAAUGACUGAAACGUCUUGAUACAUCCUUCUUUUGGCAAGAAUAUCUCGCUUUCUUGUUCCGUCUAUGACGGAUUGCGUAUAGCUCUCUUGAUGACCCGCGUUCAGAAAUCUGUGCAAGUUGCUGAUAACCACCCGCUUCUACGAUAAGUUUGCUGAAGGUUUCUAAUGUCACGAGCCUAGUGAGACCCUGAGGUGCUUCAAAGUGUGCCAGUUGGUCUGCGCUAUAAUCUUGUCGCAGUUCUUAAGUCAGAGGGAGGAUCGCCCACCUCUAUCUAUGUGAGCGCCUCUACAGUACCUGCAUAUCCCUAGCAAUCAUAUGAUAUAAAGUUUAUCUCAGUCACAAAUCACCAGUUAGGAAAACUGAUGUUCAUAUAAGCGCUGUUCUUGCCCUUCUUCGUUAUUCAUUGCCGACUCUAAGAUAGCAGCUACAGUAGGCGUUCUAUUUAGGUUUACAGUCACCUUGCCGCCACCAGGAAGACUCGCCACCAGCUUUGAUUUCUUCUGCCAUCUGCAGAUUCAUCUCUCUCUCACUUUAUGUCUCCGAUUUUUAUGAGGAGGAUACUGGCAUUUACGAACCCGAAGGUCUGAAUCUCACACCAAGUUGUGCACGAUAUUUCAGGUACAUCGUGAAAUCGCGGCCUUCGUAAUCUUCAAAUAAGCCAAUACGCGCUAGAAUAAGCUCCAUCUCGGACGAAACGCAUGUUUGGGAUACAUCGACGUCUCUCAAAUGUUUUUUUAAAGCUGUAUACCCACGAAUUUAGAGGUAUGAGCUGUUGCCGUCCCUGGCCAGCGCGAGAAAAAUAACAUUUGGUUCUACAGUUAGUUGCAAAUGAACAAGACAACUGCACCAUCUUGACUUUAUCAAUUCGAGUGUUAGUUGAAUUGAGGGCUUUUUAGACACUCGAUUUCUUAUAUGACAUCACCAUGAAGUCGUAAUACAACUGAUACACCUACACUACAUAGGAUUAACAAUGUCUGUUGCGCUGUUACGAGAAGGAGGAAAAUGUUACCGGAAGUGUAAACUCUUUUUAAAAAGAGUUUCAGAGACGUUUCUGAGAUGUCUAUCUUUGAUCGGCUGUCACAAAAAAAUGACACCCACUUAAAUUUACUAGGAAAAAUGACCUUACCAACUCCUUGUUGAAAAAAUUGGAAUUCAUUUGACCGAUACGCCGGUUGUUUCAAUUUUUCUUUUUCCUCGGGCUGCUAUGAAACAGUUCAUAAAUUGACUAAUGAAUAAAGUGUUUUGAAAUACCGUUCGGGAUUUGCCUUUUUUUUCUGCGUGCAAAUGAAGGGUAGACAAAGUUUUUAAAACAUUUGACUAGAAUUUCAUAGAGUUCACCUCGAUAUAUUUCGUCGGCCAGAGUCAAGACGCGCCAAGCUAAGCGAGAUCGCCUUCCAGUAAAAAAUUUUCCAAAGAAUAAACGUGGCGAGCGUGAGGAAACGCAAAUUUUUUUCAUCAUUGUGAUCAAAGCUCAAUGAUGUACCUAAAUUGGUACUUACGGUAUCAAACCAUUGAUUAUGACAGGGUGAGCUUAGUUUUUCUGUCGAGGUCGACGUGACUUCACAUUAAAAGCAUUUUUGACGGAACAAACUAGUGAGCAUCACUGCACGAACUGAGAAAGUAAAAACUUGUAUUUAUCUCCCACGCGUUUCGUCUGACAAUAGUAGACUUCAUUAAAUAUUUUUUCAAGUAGGGUAAAUAAGCUUGCUCAUAUACAAGUAGUAAAUAAGUUGUGUCUUUACUAUUGAAGUCAGUGGAUAGAAUACGCCAGGUGCGCCUACGGUGUUAUACAUGCGUGACAUUUUCCGGAAGUUACACGUACGAGUACGUGAUCCGUUUAAGGGUCACAGAUUUAGUGUAAAUUUUUCACUCCUCAACAUCACCCAAUGUCUCUAGUUUACAGAGGUCUUAGAACGUUUCAUUAUAUCGAGUUGCCUUCUGCGGGUAGAAGGCUACAAGCGAAUUUCUUAGGCGUAAUUGCCUUUGAUUUCUCAAUUGAUGUUGUCCCAAACACAGUUUUUGGGAGUCACGAGACAAAAAAAAACUUAUCAGGACCUAGUUUCAUGUUCUAAUGGAAAUAGAUAGCAAAUAAAAACACAUUUUCUUGAGAAAUAAAGUCGCAAAUGACGGGGGUUCUCUGAAACAAAUAGUGAAAGAAAAGGAUUUCAGUUCUGGUCAAUAUUGACUUUUCAUGGCCUACUUCCAAAUCUGAGGGAACGUGCUGAGGGAAUAAAAAAAACAUAAAUGUGUGAUAAUGCAAGCAAGAGAAUGAAAAUAGAAAUAAAGAAAAAGGAGAAAACAUAGGAACCCGUGUUGCAGCGUGCAGAUAUCUUUUGAACCAGACCUACACACAUAAGCCCGACACCAGCCAGAGAAACUCGAAAGAGUCCUGUAUAUGAACUAGCUCGCACGUGUACGCAGGAAAGGCCAUAACACUCAGCGAAAAUAAUAGCAAAUGCAGAUGAUAUUUGCAGUCAAAAAACAGGAAAAUAAGAUAACAGAAGGAUUAGGAACUUUUUAGAAGUGCCUUCUUGAAAAAAAAAGAUGAACAAUUUUUACUUCUAAUAAAUGGUCACGCAGUGACCCUACAAAUACUAUUCCUAUACGUGGAAUUUCUUGAUGGUGGAAAGUGGAAAAAACAUUUUCCAGUCUUAUUCUCUGGAAACACGGUGUAGUUAAUGAAUUUAUGGGGCUAUUGAUAUUUCCUAACAAAAAAGGGGGGCAGAGUUUCCCGUCAUUCGCGGUAUGGAAAAGCCGAAGUUGUUACACUCGGGAACUUGUACGUCAACAAGCAGGCGACAUGUGACUUUAAAAUCUCCUCUCCUGUUACAGUUUCCUUAUUGUAAACUGUGCGAUAAUGAAAAUAGACGAUCAGAGUAUAGGCUAAUGAAUGUUUUGUUCUGCACAAGAGCCCUAUGUCCUGAUUUUAGCAAAUCUUCAAAGUAAUAAGCGACUGAAGAAAGAAACGCUACAAUUUUCAUAUUGAUUUUCCGUCAACAUGCAUCUCUCUAAACGUGAAAGUUUCCAUUCCUACAAAAAAUCUCUAAAGUUUUACACAUUUUUCACCUUUCUUGACCAAUCAUCUUGUAUAAAGAGCUAAAAAAUUUAGGUUUAUUUUGUCAAGUGACCGCCUAGAGCAAGAAUUGCGUGACAAGUGUAGUUGAGAGAAACUUGUCACAGUCGCAGAUUUUAAAAGGCAUCCAACACAAAAAUACGGUAGUGCCCAAAGAUUUUUUUGAUGAUUUUCAGCGAUGAAAUGAUGGGUUAUAAAGGGUAAUUAAGAUUAGUGUUGUAGCUUUCUGGCAACGGGAGAUAUUUGACCUCAAAGUUGUCAAAUAUUUGGAUGAAUCGAAAAGUCUAAAAACACAGUCGUAUAUUUGUCUCUGUUGAUUGACAAGCCGUUGAUCAAACUGACUGAUACUCGCGGCGGCCAUUAACUAAGGAUGUAAAAAUAUGUGUGCAAAUCCUCAAAGUAAUCGGUUAAAUACCAACGCAGCAGAGCUUCAUAUAUUUUACCUAUUUGAAGCGAUUUCCUUGGUGAAAACCAAGAUAAACCGGGGGGUGGUCCAUCUCCCCCCGGAAAAACCAAAACAGAAACCAGUCUGUUUUUUUUAGUUUUGGGGUAGACCCUUUAAACUGACAAAGUUUCAUUGAAAUCGGUGAGAUGACAUGUAGCACGACUUCCCAGUGCUCUCGUGGACACGCUCUUAAGUCACUAUCUAGCUGUUUUAAAAAGAAGGAUCAGGACUUACCUAAGUUUUAGUGUUUUUGUGGGAGUUGUUGAUCCUAAUUUAAGUGUUCUUAGAAGUUUCAGUUGUCUGUAAAGCUAAAUAAAUGUAACUGAAACCUAAUAGGAACUGUUUAUUCUUUUCCGUUUAGUUUUUUUGUAUUGCUUUGUUUUGUAUUUUUUUUUCUCCUGGUCUGUAAUGAUUUCAAUGGUUUCAGGUUCUUUUCUCAGAAUUGAGCUACAGUAAUAGUAUGCUUCUUUGUGUUGUUGCCUACAGCAGCCACUGCUUGUGUUGAAUUGAAGAGAUUUGAAGAAGCAAUCACUUGGUGCGAUAAGGGACUAGCUGUAUCCUUUGAUGGAAUCUUUCAUUUUUAACCGUGGGUAUAAUGGAAAAAGUUUCCAUAAUUUGAUGUUUCAAGAGAGAAAAUACAAAGAAGGGUAUUAAUUAUGAUGGGAACUUGUCAGCUCACAUACUUUAAGUGUGUGUGAUUAAAAACAUAGGAGAAGUUAUUACCUCAUGACUUAUUAAUGAAAUUACUCCUUUUAGCCAAUUUGACUUAGUUCUACUAUCCAUGCCAAUAACUGGUACAUUAGUUUAGAUAACCUUUUAAUUCACAGACCAAAUUUGUAAUUAUCCUUACUGUCAACCAUACAAUUCUUGUAAUGUUAGUACAGAGAAUUCAGUAUUGCAUCAACUAACUAUUUUCAAAUUGAUAUAUAUAUUUUUUUUACUCUCAACACUUAUCUGAUUGAUAUUGUAUUGCUAUUGUAAGGAGAAAUUCUCUUUUGGUCACUCAUGGGAGUUAAAGGGUUAGAAGACUAAUAUUCAUCCAGUUUAUACAUAGUACUUGGGUAGAUGAUCUCUCUAAAACAAGCCAGAACAAAAAGCUCUGUAAUGUUUUCUUAUGCAGAUUUUCUUGCCUUCGACCUUUUUCCACUACUUAGAGACUCAGAAACUUUCGUUGUGCUUUCCUAUGGACAAAUAACAAUUUUAAAGACAUGUAUUUGUGUUGUAGACUCUUUUCUUCCACUGCUGUAAAACAUUUGUCUGAUGUUAAGGCUAUAUUAAUUAAAAAAUUGGGCAAGUGCUGCUCAGUUUUUGGAAACUAGGGAUUAAAUCUAGAUAUUUCGCGUUAAAUUUUGAGGCUGCACACAGAAAAAACAUUUUUUGAAGUGUAGAUUUACUUCAUAACUGACUUUAAGACUGAAUGUUGAUAAAUCAUCUACCUUUCAUGCAAAGCCCUCCUAAUGGGCCAUUUUAUAGUUGUGUACUUAGUUGCCAAGCCUUUGAUUUGGAGUGAGGCUGAAGGUGACCUUGUUGUGAUAGAGACCAGUAUCUAGAAACGAUAACAACAAAGUAGUUUGCAUUUAAAAAGCAGCAAUGCUUUAAUCAUAACAAGGUCACCCUUAAUCAUGGCUCUUGUUCAGAGGUUUGGGAACCAAGCACGCAAAUGUUAAAAUGGACUAUUACAUAUCAAUAUGAUCAGAACCAUAAUCUUUUUUGUUUCUUCCACAUUUUUAACCCUUAACAUAAAAAAGAUUGACAAAAACAAUAGCAUCUUGUUGUCAUUAAGACUUCAGUCUGUCAGUGAAGUGGGAGAUAAGUCCAUGGAGGAAAAAGGUCCUAUGAGUCAUGACCACGGUAGUGCAAGUUCAGGUGAUGUCAAGAAAGUCAUAGAUCUCUAUAAUCAGGGAAAAGAAGCCAUAGAGUACCUCAACCUAUAUCUUAAAAAAGCUAAAGAAGUAGGAGACAAGCAUGGGGAGGGUAACGCUUAUAGCAGUCUUGGCAAUGCUUAUCACCGUCUGGGUGAUUUCAAAAAAGCCAAGGAGUACCACAACCUACAUCUUAAAAUAGCUAAAGAAGUAGGAGACAAGCAUGGGGAGGGUGUUGCUUAUGGCAGUCUAGGCAAUGCUUAUUUAAGUCUGUGUGAUUUCAAAAAAGCCAUAGAGUACCACAACCUAAAUCUUAAAAUAGCUAAAGAAGUAGGAGACAAGCAUGGGGAGGGUGGUGCUUAUGGCAAUCUUGGCAAUGCUUAUCACCGUCUGGGUGAUUUCAAAAAAGCCAUAGAGUACCACAACCUACAUCUUAAAAUGGCUAAAGAAGUAGGAGACAAGCAUGGGGAGGGUAACGCUUAUUGCAGUCUUGGCAAUGCUUAUCGCCGUCUGGGUGAUUUCAAAAAAGCCAUAGAUUACCACAACCUACAUCUUAAAAUCGUUAAAGAAGUAGGAGACAAGCAUGGGGAGGGUGUUGCUUAUGGCAAUCUUGGCAAUGCUUAUGACAGUCUGGGUGAUUUCAAAAAAGGCAAAGAGUACCACAACCUACAUCUUAAAAUAGCUAAAGAAGUAGGAGACAAGCAUGGGGAGGGUGGUGCUUAUGGCAAUCUUGGCAAUGCUUAUGGCCGUCUGGGUGAUUUCAAAAAAGCCAUAGAGUACCACAACCUACAUCUUAAAAUAGCUAAAGAAGUAGGAGACAAGCAUGGAGAGGGUGUUGCUCAUGGCAAUCUUGGCAAUGCUUAUCACCGUCUGGGUGAUUUCAAAAAAGCCAUAGAGUACCACAACCUAGAUCGUAAAAUAGCUAAAGAAGUAGGAGACAAGCAUGGGGAGGGUGGUGCUUAUGGCAAUCUUGGCAAUGUUUAUUUUAGUCUGGGUGAUUUCAAAAAAGCCAUUGAGUACCACAACCUAAAUCUUAAAAUAGCUAAAGAAGUAGGAGACAAGCAUGGGGAGGGUAACGCUUAUGGCAAUCUUGGCAAUGCUUAUGGCCGUCUGGGUGAUUUCAAAAAAGCCAUAGAGUACCACAACCUACAUCUUAAAAUCGCUAAAGAAGUAGGAGACAAGCAUGGGGAGGGUGGUGCUUAUGGCAAUCUUGGCAAUGCUUAUCACCGUCUGGGUGAUUUCAAAAAAGCCAUAGAGUUCCACAACCUACAUCUUAAAAUAGCUAAAGAAGUAGGAGACAAGCAUGGGGAGGGUAACGCUUAUGGCGAUCUUGGCAUUGCUUAUGGCCGUCUGGGUGAUUUCAAAAAAGCCAUAGAGUACCACAACCUACAUCUUAAAUUCGCUAAAGAAGUAGGAGACAAGCAUGGGGAGGGUGUUGCUUAUGGCAAUCUGGGCAAUGCCUAUGACUGUCUGGGUGAUUUAAAAAAAGCCAUAGAGUACCACAACCUAAUUCUUAAAAUAGCUAAAGAAGUAGGAGACAAGCAUGGGGAGGGUGUUGCUUAUGGCAAUCUUGGCAGUGCUUAUUCUAGACUGGGUGAUUUCAAAAAAGCCAUAGAGUACAACAACCUAGAUCUUAAAAUAGCUAAAGAAGUAGGAGACAAGCAUGGGGAGGGUGGUGCUUAUGGCAAUCUUGGCAAUGCUUAUCACCGUCUGGGUGAUUUCAAAAAAGCCAUAGAGUACCACAACCUACAUCUUAAAAUCGCUAAAGAAGUAGGAGACAAAUCCUUGGAGGCAAUGGCCUACUCUUCAUUAGCAUUGGUUUUUGAGUUGCAAGGUAGACUGCCAAAAGCCGUUGAACAUUAUCAAGCUAGCAUAAACUUAUUCAAUUCCUUGAGAGUACUUCUAAUAUCUAAAGAUGAGUGGAAAGUUAAUUUUCGAAAUCAGCAUCAAGUGGCGUAUACGGGUUUGUGGAGAGUUCUCGUAGAACAAGGUAAUGUAGAUGAAGCCUUAUUUGUUGCUGAGAAAGGACGAGCUCAAGCUCUGACCGACCUCAUGGAAUCCAGUUUUUGUGGUGGAACAAGUCACCACAAGGGAGAAGAUGAAGAUUGCGCAGUUUUAAAAAGCGUUCCAUCAAACACUGUCUUUCAGGCAGUGGACAAAGCUAACGUCAAUCUUUGGGUUGUGUCCGAAGGAAAACAAGUUCAGUUAAGACAAAGUAAACUCAGAGGUUUUGUUUCAGAGAAUAGUGGAUCUAGCCUGUCCUUUGAGUCGUUCAUGCUCGGUAUCUAUACACAACUUGGUGUUCGUUCUAAUGUGAGAUGCGAGAAUCGAUCUUUAGAUGCUUUGAGGGAGGGCCGUUCAAAAGUGGAUGAGAAAACCAAAGAAGCCAAGCCUCAAUCUCGCAUCCAACAAGACGGAUGCUUGAGCACUUUGUAUGAUAUCGUUAUGAAGCCGGUGGCUGACUUGAUUGAAGGGGAUGAGCUACUCAUUAUUCCUGAUGGACCCCUGUGGAUCGCUCCUUACGCUGCAUUGAAGGAUGGUAAUUCUAAAUACCUGUGUGAAUCGUUCACAAUCCGAGUCGCUCCAUCGUUAGCAAGUCUUAGACUCAUUGCCGAUUGCCCUGAUGAUUAUCACAAAAGCAGUGGUGCGUUACUUGUAGGAGAUCCGUGGGUAUCCGAGGUUACUAACAGCAAAGGAAAGAAAGUCUUCGAGCAGCUUCAGUAUGCUAAAAAAGAAGUAGAAAUGAUCGGGAAAAUUCUGAAUAUCACGCCAAUCACUGGCAGUCAGGCCACGAAACGUGAGGUGUUGAAAAGACUCAGUUCCGUUUCCCUAGUUCACUUUGCGGCACACGGAUGUAUGGAAACUGGCGAAAUUGCUCUUACGCCUGACCCAGACCGAAUAUCUACUGUGCCAACGGAGGAGGAUUACAUUUUAACAAUUGGAGAUGUGUUGAAUGCUCAACUUCGGGCCAAACUUGUUGUGCUUAGUUGCUGCCACAGCGGUCGGGGCGAGAUCAAGGCUGAAGGUGUGGUUGGCAUUGCGCGCGCUUUUAUGGGGGCUGGUGCUCGGUCUAUUGUGGUGUCCCUGUGGGCGAUUAAUGACGAGGCUACUCUUGAGUUCAUGAAACACUUUUAUCAACAACUUGCAGGAGGUAAACCAGCAAGCGAGUCACUGAACCUGGCCAUGAAAAGCCUCAGAGAAUCAGACACGUUCUGCGACAUCAAAUACUGGGCGCCCUUUUUGCUGAUUGGAGAUGACGUCACUCUUGACUUCAAGGCAAAGGAAAGAGAAAAUUUGAAUAUGAAAUCACAUAAAUGA
Messenger RNA from Pocillopora meandrina, 11658 nucleotides. Lineage: Eukaryota; Metazoa; Cnidaria; Anthozoa; Scleractinia; Pocilloporidae. The record is from the annotation of a GenBank genome assembly.